This is a messenger RNA of Euleptes europaea (tarantolino), 661 nucleotides long. RefSeq names its product transcription factor 15-like. Gene Ontology annotation, biological process: developmental process; regulation of transcription by RNA polymerase II. Lineage: Eukaryota; Metazoa; Chordata; Lepidosauria; Squamata; Sphaerodactylidae. The transcript is spliced from 2 exons. Bases 94 to 588 code for a protein of 164 amino acids. Gene Ontology annotation, molecular function: RNA polymerase II transcription regulatory region sequence-specific DNA binding; protein dimerization activity; DNA-binding transcription factor activity, RNA polymerase II-specific. The record is from RefSeq and is a predicted model, not a curated record.
GGGAGUUGGGACGGCAGCGGCUGAUGCUAACCGGAGCAAUGUGGCAGCUGCCGUGCAUAAAAGUGAUGGGGCUGAGGGGCUACAGGGCUCACCAUGAAGUCCGGCGGGGGUGCUGCAUCCGACCUGGAGGAGUUGGAGAGUGGCAGCAGCGAGAGCAGCUCCGGGAGAUCUGUGCCUUCCGCCGGGGCCCAAGGCAAGCGCAAGCGGAAGAGCCCCCGCCUGAGCGGCCUGAGCAAGCAGAGGCAGGCGGCCAAUGCCCGGGAGAGGGACAGGACCCACAGCGUCAACACCGCCUUCAGUGCCCUCCGCACCCUCAUCCCCACUGAGCCUGCUGACCGCAAGCUGUCCAAGAUUGAGACCUUGCGCCUGGCUUCGAGCUACAUCUCCCACCUGGCCAAUAUGCUGCUCUUACAGCAACAAAGCGAGGGCUCAGGAGCAGAGCCGGGUCCGGGGAAGCAGCCCUGCUUGCAAUACCAGCCUCUCCUGCAGGGCGGCGGCAACGCAGCAGUGCCAAGACCAAUCUGCACCUUCUGUCUGAGCAACCAGAGGAAACUGCACAGAGAAAGGGAGAAACACUUGUCUCUUUAACAGUUUUAUGGACAGUGAUUCAGAUGAGAAGCUUGCACAAGUGCUGACUGGCUAUGGAACAGUCGUAGGUAAC